This is a messenger RNA of Aspergillus fijiensis CBS 313.89, 2469 nucleotides long. RefSeq names its product Zn(II)2Cys6 transcription factor domain-containing protein. Gene Ontology annotation, biological process: regulation of DNA-templated transcription. Bases 143 to 2392 code for a protein of 749 amino acids. Lineage: Eukaryota; Fungi; Ascomycota; Eurotiomycetes; Eurotiales; Aspergillaceae. The transcript is spliced from 4 exons. The record is from RefSeq and is a predicted model, not a curated record. Gene Ontology annotation, molecular function: zinc ion binding; DNA-binding transcription factor activity, RNA polymerase II-specific.
UGUUAUGAUGCAGGUCCAGCUCCAAACUUGAAUCCUAACAUUGCUUAUAAUCAUUUCUUCUUACUCGUGUCGGUGAACUUCCAUCUAUACUCAAGAAUGAGCUCAUGAAUAUCCCUGCUUCUCCUUGGAGAUUCUGGUCCGAAUGUCCCACAUGCAAGUCUCGAGGGUGGUGAAACCGUCAUUUCCCACUGCUCGGCGUCGCCAGAACACAAGCUGUGAUCCAUGCCGUCGCUCGAAGCGGCGAUGUGUCAUACUGUCCCUUACUGAUGACGAACCCGCUGCUAUAUGUACCAACUGCAAGCGAUUGAACCAUCACUGCACCUUUGACUUUAUCAAGUCUGUCUCUUCAAGGCCGAGGAAGCGCAAAGACCCAGCAGGUGUUGGCGCACAGCUACUGCACCUUAACCAGUCGCAGGUUCACAAUCAGAGGGAUGAGACACUGAUCAAUUGCCUGGGAGAUGGUUUUGAAGUCAAUAUUGGCACUAGCGAUGAAGACUUCACAUCGUGGCUCAAUUUCGAUAUUGAGCUGUCUCAGAGCACCAGCACCGAUAUAUACGACCCGUUCUCGGCCUCAUCACUGGACUCUUCAAGGGCUACAGAAGCGCUUGGUGAGCCAUCUUUACCUUCUCCGUCGGCAGCUUCACGGGCAGAACACCAGUCUCUGUCAACCAACCCCCAGUCAAUGCUCGUGGGCAGGAGUAGGAAUAGCCCGAUACGCCUGUUGAAUUCAAAACUGGAAGCGACGGUGCUCGACGAGUGUCUUGCUUCGAUCUACAAUACCAUCGUAAGGGAUUCUGCGUCAAGGUUUAUAGAUUAUGAGUGCAACCUUUCUGCAUCGGGUCAUCCCUAUUAUCUCGAAAGUAGAUUCUCUGAGCAGGCAGAACUUGGGGGCGCCAACAAGCACCUAUCCUCUCAACUGUCAGCGACUCAGGGUAUUCGACACCCUAGAAUGACUAUGCUGGGCGCUGUGCGGUUCCUAGAUCAUUUUAGUCACCUCUACGGCAACAAACUAAGCAUCGCAGCUCGGAAACAGUCAGACACGGUUCUGAAAGCAGUGCUUCGAGUGUUUUCCCUUCAAUGGCUGCCCACAUCGGAGGGGGUGUCACCUGCAGGACAGCACGCAGGCCGUGAUGCUCUCGUUGACACUUUCCAUGACUCCUGGAUAAAGGCACGGUCACUUAUCCAAGGCAGUUUGCCAGUCCCGUCAUUUCGGGUGGUGUGUGCCAUUCUUCUCUUCGAUGGUAUCGUCAUUCCUUCCCACGCAUAUGACAGGCCAGACGGAACGACUGUCAGGGUGCACGAAUUUCUCGACAUCGGGCUGCAGAAGCUGUCCCGUCUGGAUGAUCUCGUCCGGAAGUAUUGCCGUCAACUGGGGCCCACAUCACUUUACGGGACCUUAUUACAUUCCAGUCUAGACAUCAUCCGCUGGGGAGGUUAUAUCCGGGACAUUGGGGCCGCUCUUUUCACAGAUUAUCAGUGCAAGCUCCCUGAGCUGCUUGGUCACAGGAAAGUGUCCCUGGAGAAUAAUUCGACACUACCGCCGCCAAUCAACCAUAUCCACCCCAGCGAUCUCGAUGCUAGUAUCCCACGGAUCUAUCGCACUGCUGUAGCAAGAGCUUUUUCCAUAUGGCGAAUGAUGAUCAAAGUCAAGGAUCUCAUCCCACCCAGCGGCACCACUAACAACAAACACGCACUUCCUCCCACAUCAUGGGAAAUCAUAGCGUCGACCAUGACCGCAGUAGACGACUACAACCACACCCUCCGCCCAUUCAUGGCGCAUUGCAUGGAGAGCUACGCCCACCUCUCCACCGAGUCCAAGAUCUACGCAUUAUCUGUCCUAACCUUCUGGGACCUCGGAACCCUGAUUUUCGCCCAAACACUAACCUCCAUCCUCCACCACCUCUCCCUCAACCACGACUCCUCUUCCUCACUACUCCCCAUCACAGAAUCACACAUCCGUACUCUCCAAGAGACCGCCGUAAUCUCCAUCGCUCAAGCGAUAGGAUGUUCUCUCACCCACCCUGUUGCACACGACACCUUCAACCUGCAAAACGGAUUGAGCGCGGACCUCCCCCUCACCGCGUAUCAUAUCACCCCGACGCUUAUGGUCACGGCCUUGCGUCUGGCGAUCGAGACCAGUAUUGAGCUUUGGCUCGGAGGUCUGGGGUCAGGGUCAGCCUAUCAAGCCGGCAAUAUUGGUGGUGGUGGUGGUGGUGGUGACGAUGAUGAAGAUGAUGAUAGUGUCUGGCAGGAGCGGGUCGAUGUACUCGUCAAAGGGCUCUUGUCGUUAGAGGUGACCAUCGGCGGAUCGCAGGCGGUAGCGCCGGUACUGGAGGAUCUGUUGCGGAGGUAUGGGGAUGUGGUGUCUGAGUGUUGGAGCUGCGAGUUUUAGGAAGUUGACACCCGAUGUCAUGGUUGUAUACUAGCUCCUGUAAAUAGAAGUGUACAGCAUCAGAAAUCCCCAUUCGC